AGGCGACGAUUCUUGACGUUGCUCUGGACUUGAUAUCUUUUCUAAAAGAUCGAUCUGCUUAUCGAGUCCACAGAUCUUCACUUGCUCUUCGUACUUCUGGCUUAGAUGACGAUGAAAUCAUUGGAGACGGUAACACAACUAUUCAAAGGAUGAAACAAAUGGCCGCUAACAAGCCUCAUAACCCGUACGAUAUGCAAAGGUGGCAAAGGCAGCUUAUGAACUUGGCCGGAACUUUGGACAAAUACUUGUCGCUCUUGCAAAAAGAAAAAGAAGGCAGACUCGAAGUUGCUAUCAAUGAAAACGAUGACCAACAGGACGCCCAACAAUAUAUAGACGCUUUAUCUGAAUUUAGCACUGAUCCAAGCGUGAGCCAUCCAUCCCACACAAGCAGCGGAGCUUCGAUAGGUUCAGCAGGAUUUGAUACUGGGAAUCUGAGACCGAAUUUUAAUUCUAAUAAUAACAACAACAAUAAUAAUAAUAAUAAUGCGGCGGAUGCAAAUGUUAGACGGUUACCAGUAUUAGAUUUAAGAGACACGUCUGCCAAUACAAUUUUAAAUCAUAUUGGACAAGCAGCGUAUGUCCAGGAUGGUAGAAAUAUUUUAAGCCCAAAUAGCAUAGACGGGGAACGGUUUCUUAGUGGUAAUUCUGUGGAAAAUUUGCACCGGUAUCCUUCACAAGAAGAGGAGAUAUCGCAUCCUGGAUUUAAUCAUAAUCAGCACGCUAGAGAUUUCAGAUCCUUGCCUGCGUCGUCGAGGACAUCACCAAGUAAAGCAGUUGUUUCGGCGUACUGUCGUCUGGAUACUGACGCCAGACGACGAUCAAAAAGUAUUUCAAAUGUGUCUGAUUUGAAUGGAGCACGACACGUGUCUCAACUACGAAUGAACGUUGGGUCAACGCAGGGGCGUGGCCGAAACACAAAUACGUCAUCAGCAAGAAGAGCGCGUUCAGUGGAAGCUCGACAAAAUAAAUUUCCACAACCAAGCAACGAUGAAACCGAAACAAAAAUAAUCGCCACAGUUCAAAAGCCUAACACCGGGGCUCGACCAAAAGUACGACAAGUUAUUACUCAGCCUAAGCCAAGACAGCGCAGUAAUCAGCCUAUUCGCCAUAAUUCGAGUACGCAUUCCGAAAGUUCCAGUUGUUCCGAUAUGGAUACGCCAAGAGGACUGAGAACACGUCAUCAGCGACUGGUGACGUCAUCAGCAGGCACACAAUGUGAUUUCGACUCAGGCGCAAGACAAAGAGAAAAAAACGCUGAGGAUAAGCUGAAACAAAUGAAGAGAAAAGCUGAUCUUCUCAAAACGGGACUCGAUGAAGCCCGUCAGGAACGUGACGAGAAAGAUCGAAAAAUUUCAGUUUUACAAGCUCGACUUGAUCGUAUGAAGAAAAAUUUGGUGACUGGAGAAAGCGAGAAAGGGGGGGUGGAAGAAGAAAUGGAUCGCUUGAAAAAAUUACUCAAAGAAAAAUCUGAAGAGUCGGAUGAAGAAAUAGCUAUUCUGAAAAAACGCCUGGAAGAAUUGGAAAAAAAAUUAGAAAAGGAGAGAGAGCGAUACGAGAGAAUGAGCGGGACAGUGGAAGAUUUACAAAGACAAUUGAUUGCCUCGCAACAAAAAUAUGAAGCGAUUGCAGAUGGGAAAGCAGAACUGGAACAAAGAAUUCACGACUUAACAUUAGCACUUAUGCACGAAAGACAGCACAACAAGAGAUUGCAAGAAGAAAAUACCAGAUUAGAAGACGAAUUGAAUUCAGCAAAUCACAAAUUAGAAGAAAACGCUGAAGAAGGUCAAAGGUCAAAACAAAAAUUGCAGACUUUGAACGACGAACUCGAAGGAAAAUUAGCUCAACAGAGAAAUCUUGAGAAAAAGACUUCUUACGAUAAAUUUGCGGCAGAAGAAAAGUCUGCCGAAUUAGAAACCGAACUGGAACAAGCGGAAAACAAAAUUGAAAAACUAGAAGAAGAGAAUCAAAAACUUAACGACCAGAAGCGAGAAUUAGUAGAAGCUCUGUCGCACGAGCAGAUGAUGUCCAAAGAUUUGGCUAAAUGUUAUAUCGAUCAGGUUCAAUAUUUAAAUCAUGAGCUAAAAGUAAACAAAGAAAUGAAGGAAGCACAAGCAGAACAAUAUGACAAAGAAAUAUCUAGACUGCUCUCGGAAGGGGAAAGCAAGUCAGCAGACGACACAAAUUCGAGACAAGUAAAGCGAGAGAAAGAUCGUGCAAGAGAAUUAGAAGAAGAAAAUGAGAGAUUACGAAAUGAGUGUGACGAAAUUCGACGCAAAAAGGAAUCAAAGUCAAGCGAAACUUCGACUGAAGAGAAGUCUGUGCAAGCAGAAGAUACGUCUUAUAUGAGAAUGCGAGCAUUUGAUUGGUAUUCAUCAGAAGCACGUAGAGACGCACUUAGACUCACAGAACGUGGUCGUCAAUUGGAUCUUGAGACUCGAAGGAGAAUGAAAAUUGCGCGUGAUGCUAUGCACCAAGUUAAUUGUUCGCUAAGAAGAGAAAAUAACGAAAUAGGAACAAAGAAGAAUCAUUCACCGCAGAAAAGAUGACUUGGGAUUUAAAAAAGGAAUUUCAAUUUUAAAGUGCUCCUCCAAUCGUAAAUGCAGUUGGAAUUCAUCGUGUGUGUACGGCGUGUGGUACAUUUCAGUCAUAUAAUUUAGCAAUUUUUUUGGUGAAAUAACAAAAAAGAUCAUUACGAAUAAUGACAUGAAUGAAAUAUAUGAUAGGUUAAAUAUUUAGCUUUAGAAUUUAGCCAUUGUCAUCUAACAACAGCUGGGAAAUUUUGGAUACCUAUUAAUAUUGUUUAAUAUUUAAUAACUAGUUAACAUAUAUUCGGGAUUUAAAAUGCAGAUUUUGUCGCAACUUUAUUUUCUAUACUAGGAACGCGUCGGUAACGAAUUUUUUACCCAAAAUUCAAUUUUUCAUGGACCAUUUUUGUGACACCCAUGACCAACUUUUUUUCCUAUAUUUUGAGUCUAGUUUGAUUAUAUUUCUAUUUAUUGACCAAUCGCUUUGCAGCCAAUUUAUUUACGAUCUACCCUAAAGUAUAAUUAUUAGGAUAUGAUCAAUAAAUCAUUUUUUUCAAGUUGUUAGGUUCAUCAGCGGCGUUAGAAAUGUUUUUUUUUAAAUGAGAGCGCUCACCGAAGUUAGCAUUGUUUUUUUGAUGUAAAAGACUUCAUAUGUUUUUCUGUUAAUUAAUUUUCUGUACAGUAUAAUAUAUUUUUUGUUUAUCUUGACGUUUUCUAAAUGUUCCAUUUGCAGUCGG
Styela clava is the source of this 3262-nucleotide messenger RNA. Lineage: Eukaryota; Metazoa; Chordata; Ascidiacea; Stolidobranchia; Styelidae. The record is from RefSeq and is a predicted model, not a curated record.